Molecule: messenger RNA, 2784 nt
Organism: Exophiala bonariae
Lineage: Eukaryota; Fungi; Ascomycota; Eurotiomycetes; Chaetothyriales; Herpotrichiellaceae
Exons: 3
Coding region: 1-2784 (927 amino acids)
Biological process (GO): positive regulation of transcription by RNA polymerase II; aromatic amino acid catabolic process
Cellular component (GO): nucleus
Molecular function (GO): zinc ion binding; DNA-binding transcription factor activity, RNA polymerase II-specific
Source: RefSeq, a predicted model, not a curated record
AUGGCUUACACAGCUUCCUCUCAGUUCCCCGAGUUGGCUCGGACCGAGAGCUAUUCCAAAGAUUCAUCCUCACCUGAGCCCUCCGGCUCCCAAUCGCAACCCCGCGAUGGCCGUGGUCCUCAUCGCCGUGGUUAUCAAGCCUGUCAACGCUGUCGAGAGCGCAAGGUUAAAUGCGAUCUAGGAAGUGUCGAUGCUCCUACCGAACCACCAUGUCGCCGAUGUAUGCGUGAAAGACUACCCUGCGAAUUUGCACCAACUCGAAAGAAGCAAAAACGAUCUGAUGGUACAGCUCGCCAUGUACAGACCUCCGCUUCCGAAUCCUUAUCGCGCAAUGGCAAUACCAUGUCACCAACCAUACCGGCGACUCUAUCACCUCGAGUUACAUCCAACGGUAACGGUUUCCCCCGUCAGACCUGGUCGCCCCAUUCAUCCAAGCCAUCAGUCACUUCACAGCCACCUGAUUCUUACCUUCGCGCAAAACCCGGUGACGCGCUCAAGUCCUCCGAGUUUCAACUGCACAAUCCCGUGGCAGCCGUGGCAUUGAAUGGACCCAUGUCGAGCACCCAAGACAAUAUCAUGCUUCUUGUUGAUGCCGCCCAAGCCUUUUCAGAAAAUGCAACUCCAGACUACAAAGAGAGCCCUCUCUCGGACCGGGUUGGAAGAAAAAGGACUCUGUCUUCACUGGGUCAUGGAGGUCCGGAUAUGCCUAGUGAUGUUGGCAAAUCUCCAGAAGAACAAGCCGAGAAACAAGCGGGGUUCGAUGCCUGGUCCAAGAUGCGCUUCGUCCGCAAUGGCUGGUUUACUGCAUGGGAAGCGAUGCAAUAUGUCGAAUACUUCUACGAGAGACUUUCACCGAUGACGCCAGUGGUAUUCCCCGACUACAGAUCCCCCAUGAAGCAUUACUCACUCCUCCUCAAUGAGCCCAUACUGGCUCUUGCCAUCCUCGCCAUCUCUUCCCGCCAUAUGCGACUUUCUGGACACGCAGGACUGUCUCGAUCAUAUCUCAUCCACGAUAAGUUGUGGAACAACCUUCGCCGACAAAUAGAACGACUUCUGUGGGCCCAAGAACAAUUUGGCGGCGGGUUUUGUGGUGGCGGGACGGGAACUGGGCUGCGCGAGUCUGCUUCUGGUCAACUGACGUGGGAAGGAAGUCUCCGCACUCUAGGGACAAUUGAAGCACUGUUGGUUCUGACCGACUGGCAACCACGUGCUCUACAUUUCCCCCCAAGCGACGACGGUAAUGGACUUCUCGAUCGUAGUCUCGUUCCUUCUAUUGAGGAAGAGAAGUCGUACUCUCGAGUUGGAGAUGCCAAACCUGGUCGGGACUACGACAUCGCCCCUUAUGCCAAUUGGCUAGAGCCAGCAUGGAGAUCUGAUCGCAUGUCUUGGAUGUUGCUUGGGUUGGCUCAAAACCUUGCUUUUGAAUUGGGAGUAUUUGAUACCAAUCACUACAACUGUCGGCAUCAACAUGGUCCUGACUCUGAAUGUGCAAGGAAACGACGCAUUAGGCAUCUGGUCCUCAUCUAUGUGGCCCAGACCAGUGGUCGAAUGGGCAUUCAGUCCUCACUCAAUGUGGAAGAUUGGGAAAGUGACAGUAUCUGGGAUCAGACGAGCAGGACACAACGCUAUGGAAAUCCAGAAGACCCGGUCGAUAUCAUGCAAGGCUGCUGGAUCCAUGUGGCAAGACUGAUGAAUCGAGCCAAUCGCGAGGUCUUCUCCUCUCACCAAUUCACCAGAGAGCUGACAGCAAGUGGACGGUACAAAGACUCGAUCAAUCAAUUCCAACCACUAUUGCAGAAUUGGCUUAACGUCUUCAGGAAGGCGAAAGAACAUAUCCAUCCUCUGAUGCAGCACAUCCUGAUGAUGGAAUAUCAAUAUGGGAGGCUCUACCUGAACUCACUCGGUCUUCAAAAGGUCGUCGAAACUUGGGUAGAGGGAGGCUCUAAUAUGAAGAAGUCGAGUCUUGCCAAGGUUGCCGAAGAGAACAAAGUGUAUAUUGACGAGGUCACUGAUGCGGCUUUGACAAUACUUCGUGAAAUAACGGAUGGGAUCGCGCCAAAAGGCUUUCUCAGAGAUGCGCCAACCCGAACAUUUCUACGAAGUUUGUCCGCUAUCAUGUUCGUUCUGAAGCGUUUUAGUUUGGGAACUCAUGAAACCAUGGUUCGAGACUGUCUCCACCAGCUCGAGAAGAUCACCACUGAGAUGUCCAAACAAGUGGUAGAUGAUGUUCAUCUCAGCGCGUCGACUGCACGAAUUGUGACCAGUAUUGUCAAAAACGUGAAGCAGACACUGAUUCGCGUUCAACUUCCAGGGACCGGCUCAGCUGGGCCAAGUCGUGAGGUGUCACGACCACAAUCACCCAACGGAGAACAGACGUCAACUGCCGCGCAAGCUGCAGCGAACACUCAUGCAACGACGUUGGCUCAACAGCUUAGCCCUGGCUACUACAUGAAUGAUCCUCUGGCCGGUAUUCAAGCGAAACCGAUGGCAGAACUCGAAUCGCAGAUGUUUGUCCCUCCACCAAAUAUGCUUGUCGGGGAUGAUAUUCUCGAUCAUGCACUGCCAGCUGAUUCGAACAUUGAUCCUGCGAUUGCCGACUUCUCGGAUUGGUUCGCACUGCCUCUCGACAACCUCUGGCAUAAUUCUGAUGCGACCGUUGAUCAUGGUUUUGGAGGUAUCGGUCCGACUGUGGGCAACCAGGAUAUGCUUGAAGUUAUCACGAACCAGGAUUACAGCUUGAUGCAGUGGAAAGCUGAUCAGCUUGGGGGCUACGGUGGAUUGUAA